UUAAAUUAAUUAGAGAAAAAUUACAUUACUUUUUACUCUUUAAAUUAUCAUUACGAUUCAAAACUGCUAUUUUGAUUACUUUUUUAAUUUUAAUAUUGUUAGAGGGAGUGGAGAGACCUCUCGAGUGGCCAAGUGUCAAAUGUGACAUAACCCCCAUAACCCCAAAAAAAUCGCUAUGCGGAAGCUUUUUUGGAAAACGCUGGGUUCGGUGGGCUUUGUAAUUCAAUAUGCCUGUGUGGCACACUGCACUUUCGAAUAUCUAGGCGAUUUUGUUCUGUGUUCAGGGCCUUCAAUGGAGCCAACGAUUUACUCCGAUGAUAUUUUACUAACUGAACACGUCAGUGCUAGGCUGAAUCGAAUAGAUAGAGGAAAUAUUGUCAUAGCUAAAUGUCCUUCCAACCCUAAGCAAAAUAUCUGUAAGAGAGUGGUUGGUUUACCGGGGGAUAAAAUUAGGCUUGGUUUUAAUAAUUACGAAAUCGUGCCUAGAGGUCACGUGUGGUUGGAGGGCGAUAAUUCGGGUAAUUCUUCCGAUUCUAGGAACUAUGGGCCAGUGCCCCAAGGGCUCAUCCGCAGUAGGGCCCUGUGUCGAGUCUGGCCCUUGAAGGACAUUAAAUUGUUAACCAACUAAUUAACCGGACUUUUUAUCCCAAUAGCCAAUAAUGAUAAUAGAAAACUGUGAUUUGUUGAUUUGUAAAUUUUAUAAAUAUAAAUUAACAAAAA
Molecule: messenger RNA, 720 nt
Organism: Tribolium castaneum (red flour beetle)
Lineage: Eukaryota; Metazoa; Arthropoda; Insecta; Coleoptera; Tenebrionidae
Exons: 2
Coding region: 176-628 (150 amino acids)
Cellular component (GO): membrane; mitochondrial inner membrane peptidase complex
Molecular function (GO): serine-type endopeptidase activity
Source: RefSeq, a predicted model, not a curated record